Messenger RNA from Octodon degus (degu), 2973 nucleotides. It is a transcript of the gene Psmc1, whose product is annotated as proteasome 26S subunit, ATPase 1. NCBI's taxonomy places the organism in Eukaryota, Metazoa, Chordata, Mammalia, Rodentia, Octodontidae. Gene Ontology annotation, cellular component: proteasome regulatory particle, base subcomplex. The record is from RefSeq and is a predicted model, not a curated record. Gene Ontology annotation, molecular function: ATP hydrolysis activity; ATP binding; proteasome-activating activity. Gene Ontology annotation, biological process: proteasome-mediated ubiquitin-dependent protein catabolic process.
GAUAAGAAAAAGAAAUAUGAACCUCCUGUACCAACUAGAGUGGGGAAAAAGAAGAAGAAAACAAAAGGACCAGAUGCUGCCAGCAAACUGCCACUGGUGACACCUCACACUCAGUGCCGAUUAAAACUACUCAAGUUAGACAGAAUUAAAGACUAUCUUCUCAUGGAGGAAGAAUUUAUUAGAAAUCAGGAACAAAUGAAACCAUUAGAAGAAAAGCAAGAGGAGGAAAGGUCAAAGGUAGAUGAUCUGAGGGGGACCCCAAUGUCAGUAGGAACCUUGGAAGAGAUCAUUGAUGACAAUCAUGCCAUCGUGUCUACAUCUGUGGGCUCAGAACACUACGUCAGCAUCCUUUCAUUUGUGGACAAGGAUCUGCUGGAACCCGGCUGCUCAGUCCUACUCAACCACAAAGUGCAUGCUGUGAUUGGGGUGCUGAUGGAUGACACAGAUCCUCUGGUCACAGUGAUGAAGGUGGAAAAGGCCCCCCAGGAAACCUAUGCUGACAUUGGUGGGUUGGACAACCAAAUCCAGGAAAUAAAGGAAUCUGUGGAGCUUCCUCUCACCCAUCCUGAAUACUAUGAAGAGAUGGGUAUAAAGCCCCCUAAGGGGGUCAUUCUCUAUGGUCCACCUGGCACAGGUAAAACCUUGUUAGCCAAAGCAGUAGCAAACCAAACUUCAGCCACUUUCUUGAGAGUGGUUGGCUCUGAACUUAUUCAGAAGUACCUGGGUGAUGGGCCCAAACUUGUACGGGAAUUAUUUGAGUUGCUGAAGAACAUGCGAGUUGCUGAAGAACAUGCACCAUCCAUUGUGUUUAUUGAUGAAAUCGACGCCAUUGGGACUAAAAGAUAUGAUUCAAACUCUGGAGGUGAGAGAGAAAUUCAGCGAACUAUGUUGGAACUGUUGAACCAGUUGGACGGAUUUGACUCACGGGGAGACGUGAAAGUUAUCAUGGCCACAAACCGAAUAGAAACUUUGGAUCCAGCGCUGAUUAGACCAGGGCGCAUCGACAGGAAGAUCGAGUUUCCCCUACCCGAUGAAAAGACCAAGAAGCGCAUCUUUCAGAUUCACACCAGCAGGAUGACACUGGCCGAUGAUGUAACCCUUGAUGACCUGAUCAUGGCAAAGGAUGAUCUCUCUGGUGCUGAUAUCAAGGCAAUCUGUACAGAAGCUGGUCUAAUGGCGUUGAGAGAACGUAGAAUGAAAGUAACAAAUGAAGACUUCAAGAAAUCUAAAGAAAAUGUUCUUUAUAAGAAACAGGAAGGUACCCCUGAGGGGCUGUAUCUCUAGUGAACCACAGUUGCCUUCAGGCAAGUGGUUGGGACUUUGCUCAACCCCUGGGAAGGAUGAGAUUUGGGAAGGUGCCCUGAGGGAGACAGUUGAUUUUUAUCGGUAGCAUGGCAUGUCUUUUCUAAUAUGACAUAUAGGGUGCCUACUGGACGGCCUUUGUCUGUGGUCACUGUGCUGCUUGCUCUCUGCUUCCCAAUAAAAUGUGCUCUUUCACAAACAGUCCAUCUGUGGUCUCCACACCUGGCUUGGCAGCAGUCACAAGGAGCCUACACCUCCGUGUCCAUUCACCCUGCUUCAUACUCCCAAAGUUGGUGAUACCACCGUCCUGGUAAUGUCUACAUAGUAUUGUUUUCGAAGAAGAGGAAAUAGCUUUGCUCUGUAGUCCCUGCAGGCUCUUGGCCCUCUGAGGAACUUAAGUACUAGCACUCCAAGAAACUGAAGCAGUGAUGGCGAAUCUUUUAGAGCUUUCAGUGAUACUGCCUACUGUGGCAUGCAUCCCAUAGGCUCGCCACCACUGAAGUAAAGGUUCCUUAAAGAAAACUCAGGGCUGGAAUAGCUCACUCACCCUUGUGUGCCGUUGUUCUUGGGCUCAGGAACCUCAUCAUUUUCAAGAGUGUUCCCUGUCUCUAUUUCUCUCCCUUUCCUUUCUAAAUGAAUUGGUGCUCAACCCCAUAGGUGGAGAAGAUCAAGGUAAGCAUCCACCUGGAGGGUGGUCUGGGUAAAAAAAUAAUAGUUCUUUAGUUGCGGAUUUAGCUUAAAACGAGACAGAUUUACAGCUGGGCUGUUGCCAUUUAUAGUCACAAGAUUCAGGAGCCUUAGGUAGGAAGACUUGGACUACUGCAGACAGAGCCUCAGAAACAGUGCAGGCUUAUCUCAGUUCUAAUAGGUCAAAAGCCCAGCACAGAUUUAGAGAAAAAUGCUGUUGGCAACACUGUAUUCCUUUGUUAGAGGCUCUAAGGCAAGAGUCCAUUUCCUCACUGGGGGAGUUUCUGGCACAGCUGUUCGUUGUUGGAGGUCUGAGGUCUUUCUUUGCUGGCCUCCCAGUUUGUGAAGUUCUGUAUCUGCAGAGUACAGCAACUCAAGUAUCAGUAAAGCUGUGACUCUCCUGGUUAUUUCUUCUAUCUUCACAUCUCUAGCUCAUGCACCUCCCUUUUCUACUUGAAAUGGACCCUGCGAUUACACUGGGCUCAUCCAGGUAGUCCAGGAUAACCUUUUAAAGACAGUUUCCAUUUGCAAAGUUCCUUUUGUUGUUUUACAGUCAUAGGUCCCAGCACUUAGGUGUGGAUGUCUUUGGUGAACCACUCUGGCUUUCACAGGACAUCCAAACUUGAGCCGUGUAGCGCAGUAAGAGGACAGUGGGACAGUAAGGGUGUCUGUCCCAGCAGUGAGCAGGGUGUCACGUGGAAGGGCAGUGCAGCAUGGGAACGGGUGUGGGCAGGUGAGGACACCAUCCAGCUGGGGUGCUGGGGCUUAAGUAGAGAAGGCUGCAGCAGGAGUGAAUGGGGGGAGGCAUACCUAAAAGGGCAGCCUGAUAAGCGCUGGGACCCACACAAGCAAGGGCAUCAAGGUAAAAACAGCAGCAGAACGUGAGUCAUAUGUGGUCACACGGUAAGAAUGGCAGAAGUGGUAUUCAGUGAAAAAGGAGUUACAGAUGAAAUAAGGAAAAGAAAAACAAACGAGUACCUGCCU